AUGGACCUCCCUGCCGCCGUCAAAAAGGCACUCGAGGAGGAGGGCUGGCGAGUCGAUUGGGGUGCAGAAGCCCUGGCAGAUGCCCUCGCUGACCUGGCAGGCGGGCCGGGCGGCAGCGGCGCCCCCCUGACUGCCGCCGACGCGCGCGGCACCUUGCUAGACCUCGACUUGCGGAAGGCGAGCGGCCACUGCUGCCGGAAAGCCGCUGCUU
Molecule: messenger RNA, 211 nt
Organism: Monoraphidium neglectum
Lineage: Eukaryota; Viridiplantae; Chlorophyta; Chlorophyceae; Sphaeropleales; Selenastraceae
Exons: 1
Source: RefSeq, a predicted model, not a curated record